AUGUCUUUCAAACAGCUCCUCAUCGCCAGCCUGCUGGUGGGCAGCCAGGCCGCCACUCUCCCCAUGAGGCGCCAUACACACUCAACUGCAACCGCGCCCAUGGUUGUGACUGAGUACGGCUCAGUCUUCGACGUCGAGGCGACUAUCGGCGGCCAGAGCUUCUCCCUACUCGUCGACUCCGGCAGCAGCGACCUAUACGUCAUGGAGUCCAACUUCACCUGUAUCAACAAGGACACCAACCUCGAAAAGCCCGCAGAUUAUUGCGGAUACGACGUGAACAGGACGUACACGGCUUCGGCUUCCGACACGUUUGAGCAGAUCCCCAACCAGGUCUUCGGCAUCGAGUACGGCGCCGGCAUCGCCAGCGGCAUCAUGGCCUUUGAAGAAGUCACCGUCGCCGGCGUCACCCUCCCCAAGCAGCGCGUCGCAAUCGCAAACAAGUCCACGCCGAUGGGCGAUGGCGUCAACUCCGGCCUCCUCGGUCUGGGCUAUCCGUCCAUCACCUCCGCGCACCCAGGCAACACCACCGACAACUCGACCUACUGGUUCAACCGGCUCCCGUACAAGCCCGUCCUCUACAACAUGUGGGAACAGGGCCUUAUCAAAGCGCCAUACUUUGCACACGUUCUCUCUCGUACCGCACUCAAUGACUCGGGCCCUUCAUUCGGCGGAUACCUCUCGCUGGGCGAACUGCCCCCAGUGGCCCACGACGACAAUUGGGCCGUGGCCCCGGUCGAGAUCAUGGACAACAUCCCAUUGAACUUUACCUCGAACCAGCGCACGCGGUCAUACUGGGCAACAACCCUAAGCGCCUCUCUCGAGACGGGAUCAAACAACACGUCCGAAAACAAGAAUAUCACCGCCCCCUUCCAGGCCUUCUUCGACUCGGGAAACCCGAUGUCCUACCUCCCCUCCCGCAUCGCCGAGCCGCUGAACAAUCUCUUCUCGCCACCGGGUGUAUACAGCGAGGACGCAAAGACCUACGUCGUGUCCUGCAACGCAAAGGCUCCGGAGUCGUUCAGCAUCAAGGUAGGCGGACAGGUCUUCACGCACGAUAGUGCAGACCUUAUCUACCAAACCGGGGAAGGUGAGGAAGCGGUAUGUCUUUCAGCGAUUGGGAACAGUGAUAGGAUCAGGCUUUUGCCGAAUGUACAGCUGAAUGUGAUCGGCGUGCCAUUUCUCAGGAGCGUGGUGUCGGUGUUUGAUUUUGGGAAGAAUGAGAUGCGGUUUUCGCGGUUGGAGGAGGAGGUUGAGGAGUGUUAG
Molecule: messenger RNA, 1263 nt
Organism: Aspergillus versicolor CBS 583.65
Lineage: Eukaryota; Fungi; Ascomycota; Eurotiomycetes; Eurotiales; Aspergillaceae
Product: pepsin-like aspartic protease
Exons: 1
Coding region: 1-1263 (420 amino acids)
Biological process (GO): proteolysis
Cellular component (GO): fungal-type vacuole
Molecular function (GO): aspartic-type endopeptidase activity
Source: RefSeq, a predicted model, not a curated record